Messenger RNA from Glycine soja, 1032 nucleotides. RefSeq names its product protein MAIN-LIKE 2-like. Gene Ontology annotation, biological process: meristem development; meristem maintenance. The coding region runs from base 1 to 1032 and encodes 343 amino acids. NCBI's taxonomy places the organism in Eukaryota, Viridiplantae, Streptophyta, Magnoliopsida, Fabales, Fabaceae. The transcript is spliced from 4 exons. The record is from RefSeq and is a predicted model, not a curated record.
AUGAUUGUGGCGCACGAUGAGCCAAUGGUCUCUGCGCCAGAUGUAGAGGCUGACGUAUUUCCCGUUGACCCGAUGGCACUAGCUGAUGUAGAGGACACUAGGGCAGACAUUCCUGCAGACACAGGCACGCAGGUUGCUGAGGAUGAGCAUGAGGGAUUUCCGGGUGGUCCGAGCGACCCUUCCGUGCUGACCCAGUAUGCGGAUCACGUUGCUUGCAGCGAGCGUCCUGAGUUGAAGUUAUCCUCUCACAGGUGGAAGGUCCAUAGUUUAGGCAGGCCUGUCCCUGCCAUUGAGGGACUAGUUUCUGGGACAGGACUAAGUCCUCUAAUCAUGUGUUCGGUAGACACUAGCGAUCAGGGACUUUUGUCCUCAUUUUUCGAGCGGUGGCACCGGGAGACGUCUAGUUUCCAUCUCCCUAUGGGAGAGUUGACGAUUACGCUGGAUGACGUCUCCUCGCUUCUGCAUUUGCCCGUGGUUGGCGACUUGCAUGCUUUUCAGCCCUUGCACAUGGAUGAUGCGGUUCAGAUGCUUGUGGACUUAUUGAUGGUCUUUGCAGAGGCUGCUAGGGCUGAGACAGGGCAGUGUCGUGGACCGUACGUACGCCUGCAAUGGGCCCUUCGUGACCUCAGUCAGACCGGGAGGUACGCAUGGGGAGUGGCUGCACUAGUGCAUAUGUACGACCAGCUGAACGAUGCCUCUAUCAGCAACAGCCGACAGCUUGGUGAUUACAUCACACUACUGCAGUGUUGGAUAUACGAGCACUUUUCCUCAGCCGCAGAGUCCACUGCUGAUCAGGACUACGACGAGGAUUCACCGCAUGCCUAUAGGUGGAUUGCGAAGAAGAAGACCGUGAAGAGCAUAUAUACACCGGCGUAUAGGGAGCACCUGGACCGACUCUGGAUUCCGGAUGUCUGUUGGAUCUCAUAUGGGGAGCACCGACCAGUCCGGGACUUCCAUUUGAUUUCAUGCUAUUCCGGUCUCCUGCGCUGGGGGCCUGUUGCUGUGUAUUACCGACUAGAGAGGGUCGUGUGA